AUGCUUCCACCAAUAAACUUACCACCGAUACAAGGCAGCGACAGGCCGCAUCUUCCACCCAUAAGCGGUAACCAGCAGUCCAGGGAUCUCCCAAUGCCAUUCCCUGCUCAAAACAACAAGAUGGGUGUACAAGCUAUUCUCUCCGAAUCGUCAUAUCAACCUCCACAGACGUAUCCGUACUCUCAGUCUCCUAAAUAUUUCCAGAAUGAGCCUAAUUACUCUCCUAACUACCCUCAAAGACCACUCCCAGCGAGUCAUGCCCAGUCACCUGUUCCGUGGUCUUCUGGCGCAAUUUCCAAUCAGCCACUGCCACCACAAUCACAGUCUCCUGUCUAUUCUAACCAAUCUAACCCUCCUCCGCCUUUUCCACAUACUCAGCCGUCGUUGUUUCAACAACCCCAAUAUGAUGCCGCACAAGCUCAACAAUUCACUGCACCACGCUCUCGACCUGAGUACGGCAGUAUGGAUGAAGUCGUCGCUCGUCAGCAAGCUCAUAUUUCUCGGUCGCAGACCACUGACAGUCUUUCGCGCUCAACUACAUCCAAACGCAAGCGUGAUCAAGCACCGGCAUUACAAGGAGAAGAGCCACUCUAUCAAGAUCCAACUCAUAAUUACAAUCAACAAUUCUCUCAAGAAACAGCCCAAGAAGAAGAUGAAGAUGUUGAGUAUCAACCACAAAGACAGAGACAGGUUCUCGAAGAGCGAGAGCGCCUGCCGUCUAAAGUCAAAAACGCACACGAUCGUGAGCGUGAAGCCCUCUUUGUGUAUAAGGACUUAGACGUUUAUGACGCUCAAGGUUCACUAAAGGUUGCUUCGGAUGGCGUACAUGAUGUCUUAUCAAAAACUCCGCGUUUUUCUAUAGGCCGUCACGUCUAUCAACCUGCUGAACUUGUAGAUUUCUACCCACACCAAAUUGGUGGUGUUUUUGAAAUGUACGUACCGGGUGCUUGGUUGGGUGACAAUUGGGCAGUACGAGAGCUCCUACCACAAAAGAAUGGAGACACUGUAGAACUAGCACCAAAAGUACGACAUGUUAGAGGCAAGACUAAUGGAUUAGCUCUGACGGAUUUGGAUGCAUUGGAUGAACGUCGUAUUUGGGGUACGGAUGUGUAUACAGACGACUCUGAUCCUAUUGCAAUAGCAGUGCAUCUCGGCUGGCUGUUUGAUGCAAGUGACAAGUCGUAUGAUAGAAGGUCGCUGGUGGGAGCCGGCAGACCUGCAGAGGGAGAAAAAGUCGAUGAUAUUAUUGAAGAUGCAGACCUCGUCUUGGUCUUUAGAGUCGCUCCUAGACUAGUCGCCUAUCAUUCUUCAAUGCGUCACAGACUGUGGUCUCGAGGCUGGGGAAAUCAGCACGAUGGAUUUAGUUUGGUCUUAGAGGAAUGCAAGCUCAUACCGAAAGAUAAGACUAAUGUGAUUAGACCGUCAAAGCAACUCCGUAAAGCUAGAAUUGCGCUCAUCGCUCAAGCGAGAAAGGCUAUUAUAGACUCACCAAGUGUUCAAGUUAAGGAGAAUGAUGUUGAUGCUGAAGCUGCCGAUGAGAAUGAUGUGUGGAAACUAUUGUCAGAAGAUCAGAAAAGGCCUGAAAAGAACAAAUUCAAUAAAAACACAAAAAUGAUCAGGAGAGGUGAUCGGAGAUUCAAGCGUGUGCAAAAGGAGGAGAGUGAGAUUGAGCUCGAGACCCAACUUGCCAUUCAACAAGAGAAAGAGCAGAAGAGACUGAAAGAAGAUGAGAAAAAAAAGGAUGAAGAUGAGAAAAAGAAGGAGGAAGAUGAAAAGAAAACAGAUGAGGAUGAGAAAAAUAGGCUUGAGGAUGAACAGCGGAAAGCAGAGGAAAGUGGAAAAGGGGCGCUGGAAGAGCAAGGUAAAGGGAUUGAAGACACGCAACACAAUGCAGUUGAGAUGGUCGAGAGUCAGACGAGUGAUGCGCCACAACUUUCUCAGGAGCAGGGGCAGCAUACACCACAACAGCCACAAGAACGUCAGGUGCGGAAAGAGCAAGCGAACGCCGUGCAACAAGAACAAUCGUUACAGGAAAAUGUUUCUGAGCAGCAACAGGAAGACAAGAAGCCUGAGAAAUCAGAAGUGGAAUUGCAGCAGUCAGAUAAACAAGAGCAAGAGCAAAAGCAAGACCAAAUUGAAGGCGGAAGGCUGGCUGCUCAGCAACAAAACAAUGACUCUGUGUCAGCUCCAGAAACUCAGUCAACACAGGAGCUUUCUUCAAAUCAGGCUGUCGAUUCAACUCAUUCGACACAGCUACAGCAGCUUACCAAAGCAGCUAAACCUGAAGCAGACCAUCCAUCUGCUCCAGAGCCUGCCCAAGCAUCCCAGGAUGUGUCCAUGGAAGUGGAUACCCAGAACACUCAACAGCCAGAGACAGACGUGAAAACUUUCUCGGUCACAGAAGCGCAACCCAGGCAAACGUUCACGAUCAAUCAGAAUCCUUACGACCCUGUGCAGAUGAAUAAAUCACAUGCCCAAUCGACUCCUCAGCCGGGAGCUGAAGCGCCACAGAUAAUGUUCGUGAACCACCAUACAGCGGGAGAUCAUCAAAAUUGUUCGUUUGAGUUGUCGCAGGUGCAAAGUGACGCUUCUGCAACGCAUACGCCACGAGCACAAGAUAGCGCAUUUGUCAAACAAGAGGAUGAUUCACAGUCCACACAAGCAAGCUUCAGCAUAGCCUCUGAGUCUAAUGGCAACGACAACACGACAUCACAACUGCCUUCACAAAAUGAAAGUCUGUGA
Messenger RNA from Wallemia ichthyophaga EXF-994, 2742 nucleotides. Its product is annotated as Reticulocyte-binding protein 2-like protein a. The transcript is spliced from 2 exons. Lineage: Eukaryota; Fungi; Basidiomycota; Wallemiomycetes; Wallemiales; Wallemiaceae. The record is from RefSeq and is a predicted model, not a curated record. The coding region runs from base 1 to 2742 and encodes 913 amino acids.